AAUGAACUCACAAUUGCUUGCAACAAUGAAAGAAAUGAAACUGAUGGAAGUUUUACAAAGAGGAUUACAAGAGGAUAUUCUACAUUUAGUGUACACCUCACAUCCUAGAGGUCAAACAUUGGCAGAACUAUAUGCUGCUGCUAGGAAAGUAGAAACCUUGCUAAAACUAACUCAGAGAAAACCAAUCGCAAUGGUGUUCAAAUUGGAAGCUCAAAAGAGAAAAGAGCCCAAAAAGACCCAGGUGAUCAGAAAAAAUGCUUCUACAGAAACCCCAAAUUUUUGGAAUAGAAAGCAUGUACCUGACUACAAAAACACCACUAAAGAAAAGUGGUCAAACCAUAAAGUUCAAAAGUAUGCACCAUCUCCAACAAACAGGUAUUAUAAGAAAAAUCAACAAGGAAAGUUGAUCCUGAAAGAGGAACCUAAGCUACAAAAAUUGGACACAUUAGACAAUGACAGCAUGUCAGAAAAUGCCGAAGUUCAAGAUAUUCUCUGUUUUUCAGAUAGUGAAGAAUCCAUCUGUCAGCUGUGUCAAAGUAAACAAUCUGAGCAAAAUGCUUCAGCAUUUGUUGGACAAUUUGAAACUAACACUGGUAUUAAGAUAACUCAAGGAAAAGUAUCCUUCCCAGAACAAACUGUGAAAAAUGCUAGAGAUGCUUCAGGAUUUUCAGCACCUUUGAAAAAUGAUUUGGAUGACCUAGUAGAGAAGAAAGUGAAUAAUUUAAAGGAAGAAAAUCUGUUGAAUGAAAUUCUAGAAGAAAGAAGAUAUACUUAUCCCAAGUUCACUGAAUGCAAAACCUGCAAACAUUACGUUAUGGAUUACUGUCCAGGCAUAAAAGAUGACUGUUAUGAAGGUUAUGGUGUCACUAUAAUAACUCUAGAAUCAAAUGCACAAAGUGCAAUGAGAGAUAUUAUAACAGAAUGCCAUGGCAACAGUACUCAUCAUUCUUGUAUUGAAGAUGAAAAUCAAGGAUAUUGGACAAAAAAAUUUGAUGGAACUUGUUCAGAGUGUCCAUCCAAAUGCUUGAAAUGCUAUUUUAAAGAUCAGACUGCUGUGUCUCCAAUAUGCUAUCCUUCAAAAUGUCAAUUGAAAUAUGGUUUUGAUGAUGUCAGUGGCACAUGUUUCCAAUGUCCAGAUGGUUGUGAUAUUUGCAAAAAGAGAUCUGGUUUAUUGUACUGUCUGCAAUGUAGUAAAGGGUUUGGACCAAAACUGACACUAGAUGGCAAUAUUGAUAAAUGUAUAGCUUGCAAUCUUAUAGAGAAUUGUGAGCACUGUGAAGUGUUAUGCAAAAAUUCAAAUAGAAAAUGUACUAAAUGCCCAAUGUAUCCAAUCAAAUGUUCUGAAUGUAGAAUUGAUCCAAAUGAUGAUGAAAAUACAAUAUGUUUACAAUUUGCAGAAGAUGGAAGUUGUAAAAAAUGCACUGCUAAUUGUAAAAAGUGCUUAGAUGAGUUUACAUGUUUGGGAGAUGGUUGUAAAAUAGGUUUUAUUAAGGAUAAGCAUAGUGGAGAAUGUAUUACCUGUACAGGAAAUCAUGUUUUGGGGUCGGGUCAGAACGCCCCAGGUCAGUACGCCCCAGGUCAGAACGCCCCAAUUUUGGGUCAGAACGCCCCAUUCUUGAUUUUGAACGCCCCACUCAUGAAUGCAGAUUAUUGUAUAGACUGUUUUAAUAUAAAAAACAAAAAGCUAAUUGUUAAAAUAAAAAAGCUGGAAAACAAAAAAUCACCAACAUGUUCAAAAGUAUUUGGAAAUGAAACUGUUAGUGAAAGUUCAAGUUUCGAACAGCUGAGGUUAUCUUUUGACUUUGAAUCUAAUUUCCCUGAUGUUUCAAGUACUCCAGGGAAUAAUGGAAUGGAGAGUUGUGAUAAAGAUAUUGAUAUUGAUAAUGAUGGAAUUUCAAGAGAAGAUCAACAUCAACCUGCUAAAAUUGUUACAGAAAAUAGUCCAGUUGUAAGAAGAAUUGAUAUAAAUAAUGAAUCUUCUUUUAAUGAUACAAGAGAGCUUUGUCUAAAUGAUAAUUUAAAACAUGAUUUUGAAAUAUUUAAGAAUGGGAGCAGAAAAGGAAAAGAUAUUCUUCUUCACAAUAAUUUUACUUAUACUGUAAAAAGAUCAAGUGAAACAACCAUUACCUGGAAAUGUAGUCAAAGAACUAAAAAAUCACCAUGUCUUGCAUCUGUAAUUCAAAAAGAUUUAAAGUUCAUUUUGAAAAAUUCUAAUCACAUUCACAAAAGAGAGAAAAAUGAUAUGAGAAAAAUUAUUGAAGCAAGAAGAUAUCAGUCUGAAGUUCCAAGCAUUGAUGUCAUGAAAAGAUCUGCUAAUAGAUACAGAGAAGGUGCCAGACCAAAGCACCCAGAAAACAUUAUGUUUGAAUUAAAUUUAAAUGAAAUUCCAGAUAAUUUUUUCUUAAAAGAUAUAAAAGGGAAGAAAAGCCGAAACAUGAUGUUUGCAACUGACCAUCAAAUUAAAUUAUUGAAACAUUGUAAGAUAUGGUUUAUUGAUGCCACAUUUAAAAUUGUGAGAAAACCUUUUUACCAAUUGUUUACAAUUCAUGGAUUUAUAAGAAAAGAAGGUGAAUAUAAACAAGUUCCUUUAAUGUUUGUCCUCAUGACAGGAAAGAAGAAGAAACAUUAUUCAUUGAUAUUUGAGGAGUUAAAAAUCUUAAUAGAUGGAAAAAGCCCAAAAAAGUUUGUUCUUGAUUUUGAAAAAGCUCUUUGGAUAUCUUUAAAAAAUGCUUUUGUUGAUUCUGAUCUACAAGGAUGUGCUUUUCAUUUUAAACAAGCAAUUCUUAAAAACAUACAGAAAUUAGGAUACAUCAAGGACUAUAAAAUGAAAGGUUAUAAAGGAAAUGUGUUAAGAAAACUAAUGUGUCUAGCAUACUUACCAGCAUCAUUCAUCAAACAAAAGUUUUAUCAAAUUAAAGAGGAACUUUUGGAACUGAAUUUAUAUGCUGAUCUUCUUGAGUAUAUGCAAUCUACUUACAUUGAAAGCAAUAUUUGGAAACCAGAAAAUUGGUCAGUUUAUAAAUUAAUAGUUCGUACAAAUAAUAAUGUAGAGUCUUGGCACACAAGAAUCAAUCAAAAUUUGAAAAGCAAUGAAAACUUUUAUACUCUUAUCACUGAACUUCAUAGAGAAAGCAGCCUUAUUGAAGUUUAUGAGGAUAUGUUGGUGGAAAAUAAAAUGAGACAGAAUCAGAAGAAUAAAUAUAAAGAUUUGCAGGAUAUUAUCUUUGAGUUGUGGAAGAAGUUUGAAUGGGGCGUUCUGACUCAUGAGUGGGGCGUUCGAAAUCAAGAAUGGGGCGUUCUGACCCAAAAUUGGGGCGUUCUGACCUGGGGCGUACUGACCAGGGGCGUUCUGACCCUAAGCCGUGAAAAAGAAUAUGUACUUUAUGUAGCUGCAAUUCCAAAUGAAUGUAGAGGUAGUCAUGUGAUAGAAACUGUCUGCAAUGUUCUGCAACAGGUGAAGGGAAUUGUGAUGAGGGAAAUUGCAAAGCUGGAUAUUUUCUUCACAAUAAACAUUGUCAUACUAAAAAAGAAAAUUGUCUUGAGCACUGGUUUCAAGAUGGUCAGUUUGUAUGCUCCCAAUGUGAAAAAACUUAUAAACCCUCUAAAGGAAAUUGUCACAAAUGCCCUGAUGGUUGUAAGUAUUGUCAUGGAUACCUUUGGAGAUUUACCUGUAGUCAAGAUGGUUGCUUAG
Dimorphilus gyrociliatus is the source of this 3691-nucleotide messenger RNA. The record is from the annotation of a GenBank genome assembly. Lineage: Eukaryota; Metazoa; Annelida; Polychaeta; Dinophilidae.